Molecule: messenger RNA, 3265 nt
Organism: Centropristis striata (black sea bass)
Lineage: Eukaryota; Metazoa; Chordata; Actinopteri; Perciformes; Serranidae
Product: ADP-ribosylation factor-like protein 4C
Exons: 1
Coding region: 502-1086 (194 amino acids)
Biological process (GO): intracellular protein transport; endocytic recycling
Cellular component (GO): cytoplasm
Molecular function (GO): GTPase activity; GTP binding
Source: RefSeq, a predicted model, not a curated record
UUUUUCAUGGUAACAUUUAGAGGCUGGUCCACGCGUCACACACCAUCACUUGUGUGUGCGUUACUACAUGGAGACAGCUGCUACGCACUUGGAGACACACAGACAGAUGCAGAGACAUGAUAUGACAUUUGGACACGCGUAAUUUGCGCAUUUGGAAAGCGGUGCGCGCGGCGAAUGCACCGCUGUGUGUGUGUGUGUGUGUGUGUGAUGAUUUGACUGUUUCUGCACGCCUGGUGAUGCUGGAGUGAGUCCAAGGAUGCUGCGGCUUGUCUGGCUGCCGGAGUGCCGCCGCGCAACGAAGGGCUGCGCCCUCCAAAACUGCUGAACAGGGGAGGCGCGGAUCAGGCGUUUGUGCGCGUUUGCCGACCUUCUGAUCUGACUGUCACCGGGGGAAUAACCAGCUAUGGAUCACGCCUGGGACAUUUAAGCAUCUCCUGCGGUAAUAUCGCUCUCUGCUGGGACUGUGGGAGCGCAGACUGUUCCUCCUUCCCAGGCUGCAACAUGGGGAACAGUUUUUCCAAUUUGGGUGCCUUCCAGUCUUUGCACAUAGUCAUGCUCGGCUUGGACUCUGCGGGUAAAACCACCGUGCUGUACCGGCUGAAAUUUAACGAGUUCGUCAACACGGUGCCCACCAUAGGCUUCAACACGGAGAGGAUCCGGCUGGGCGGAGCGGGGGCCUCGAGGGGCAUCAGCUGCCACUUCUGGGACGUCGGGGGCCAGGAGAAGCUGAGGCCCCUGUGGAAGCCCUACAGCCGCUGCACGGACGGCAUCGUGUACGUGGUGGACUCCGUGGACGCCGAGAGGCUGGAGGAGGCCCGGACCGAGCUGCACAAGAUCACCCGGUUCUCGGAGAACCAGGGGACCCCGCUGCUGGUCAUCGCCAACAAGCAGGACCUGCCCCGCGCGCUGGAUGUCGGGGAGAUCGAGAGGCAGCUGGCUCUGGCGGAGCUGAGCCCCUCCACCCCGUACCACGUCCAGCCGGCCUGCGCCAUCAUAGGAGAGGGGCUGGAUGAGGGCAUGGACAAGCUGUACGAGAUGAUAGUGAAGAGGAGGAAGUCACUGAAGCAGAAGAAGAAGAGGCAGUGAUGGCAUCCUGAGAAAUAUAGAACUUUGCACCAUAAUAUCAUCAUUGAUCACCGAUGAAACCAUAACAAGUCUCCAUAUAUGACAUACAUAUAUUAAUAGUGAUGCUACAUGAGCUUAAAAAAUACCAAUACUGUCUCUCUAAACUCAUUAGGAUCUAUAUGAUUGUAUAUGAAUGUUAGAGGGACAUAAUGAAGGAAAAGUUGUCUAAACUACCAACAUUUUAAUUUGCAGAGAAUAUUAUAUAGUAUAUGAAUGAUAUUAACUCACAAAACAAUCAUAAUAAUCUUACAUUUCUGGGAAAAUGUAUUGAUGCUUUGCCUUGUUCAACUGUUUUAACCCUCUUAACAGGCAGACUGUCUCCAUAAACUCUCUGAGUGAGGACGGUUUCAUUAUAGCGGAGAUAUUUUAUAUGGAUCCUCUGGCAGAGCGCCCUGUUGCUGCCGUGUUGUGCUGUGCACAGAUGUGAGACUGUUGUAAAUGUGGUUAGGGAUGCACUGAUGCUGUGAGGUGGUGUUACACCAAAGAUGAUUCCCCUGAGAAGACUAAAUCUCUUCCAUCCUCCAUUGUUCUGUUCUGGCUGGGUCUCUUUGUUAAGGCUCUGGAGGGUGCUCAGUCUAAAUAGCAGUUAACUAAUAAGGUCACUGAGGUCUCAGCAUUGUAGGAACAAUUCUUCCUACUUUUGUAGCAUGGUUAAAAAUAAUUGUCCUAAAAGGGCUCCGUGCUGCUCACAGGUUAAUUUAGACAGUAAUAAGCUCAAUUUUUGGAAAACAGAAAUGGUAAUGUGUUGCAUUUGAUGCAGUUAUGUGUGACAGUGGUUUAACAUUAUGAAAAUUACUUAUUGACCCCAUGCUCAUUUUGCACUUUGAGAUAUUUUCUCUUGCCCAGAGAAACCUCCUGUGAUUAUAUCUCCUCUGGAAGCCAUAUUGGAGGUCUUUGAGCUCUGUGUCCACAGUAGAUGUCUGUCGGAUUUUGACUGUUCUCCUUGGAUCUGCAACAAGCUUUUAAUCGUGUACAUGUAGCUUUCUGUUUUUAGCCUGGGUGCAGCAUCACCAGGUUUCCUCUCAGUAACAUGUUAAACAAGUUGCCAGUAGACACCAUGUUUUAGUUUAGCUGCAAAAAGUGCAUUCGCUAAAGAAAAUUAGAGCUCAGUAAUCUCCAGCUGCAUUUGCUGCCAAAUACUUGUAGAGAACAAUUUUGUUAUAAGAAAAUGCUAGAUUCGUUGCUCUUUCUUUGAGAUAUAGAGAUAUCUGAAAACAGAAAUGUAGCUUUGCACCAGCUUCCCUUUGGAAUUGGAUCCACAAAUGGAGGCGUAGAGACUGGUCCACCCUCAAAAACGCCCCCAUAGGUCGUUUGUGCAGGCAGCAAAAUACGACCCAUAUUUACAUUUUAGACUGCCCUCUAGUGGGCAAAAUAAUAAUGAAUGACAGCGAGUUUAAAUGGCGUAAUUUAUGUUGAUGUGGUGGAUGUGUCGAACAGAAAUCUGACUAUUAUCCAGAAGAAUAGGGUAAAAACUAAACUAAAUGAUGUGAUUUAAACUUCCGUGCUUUACAUUUUUGCAUCACGUUUUUAUGUAGCUAUGUUACUUCCUGUAGUCACGUCACCCUCGUAACUACUUUCUGCAUUUACAUACAUUUAUUUACCUUUUAAACUGUCUUCUAAGCAGGAACUUUAUUGCCCUCAACCUAGUUCAGUUGUUUUGUUGCUUAAAUUCAUCCAAACUGCAGCUUUUUUUUUUUACAAUCUCGAACCAUACGUGUAUGUAUAAUGACGUUUGCGCUCCACUCUGUACCGCGAACCGUGAAACCCUCAUGUGUGACGUUAUGGUUGGUUCUGACAAACAAACUGUUCUGUCGUUUAGGCUGGAGAUCUUGUAGCUUAAGUACAGUGGUUGAAGAGGCCAAACCUGCUACAACUCCGAUUCCAAAGAAGCUGGGAUGCUGUUUGAAACAUAAUUAAUAAUAGAAUUAAUACAUUUCAGGAUAAGUGUAUAUAUUUACAAAAAAAUUGCACUGUCUUUGCACUGUAGUCAUUCACUACUCUCACUCAAUCAUUGCAUUCAUUUUUUUGGAAUUGGGGUUGUAAAACGCAUACGGUUACCAAACAAAUGAGGAUAAUGGUUCAAACUACCAUCAUGCAUUGAAAGUUUUUCCCAACAACUUAUAACAAAACCCUACAGUCA